This is a messenger RNA of Egretta garzetta (little egret), 3194 nucleotides long. It is a transcript of the gene TNFRSF1B, whose product is annotated as TNF receptor superfamily member 1B. Gene Ontology annotation, cellular component: membrane. NCBI's taxonomy places the organism in Eukaryota, Metazoa, Chordata, Aves, Pelecaniformes, Ardeidae. Gene Ontology annotation, biological process: positive regulation of myelination; regulation of T cell cytokine production; inflammatory response. Gene Ontology annotation, molecular function: tumor necrosis factor receptor activity; tumor necrosis factor binding. The record is from RefSeq and is a predicted model, not a curated record.
AUGACUGCUGGAACGCUGCAAAAGAACUAUUCAUUGCCUUAUACACCACAGUUUGCAAAAUGCAAAGAUCCCAGCACUGAAUUCUAUGAAGAAGAACUUAAUAAAUGUUGCAGCCAGUGCCCUCCAGGUCAGUAUAAGACAGCGAGCUGCAGUCACAGUGUGGACACGAAGUGCAGUCCCUGUAGCCUUAACACGUACACAGCAAUUUGGAAUCGGUCUCCCCAGUGCUUUGCCUGCUCACCACCCUGCAGGAAAGGAUUUGUGCAGAAUCAAACAUGCACUGCAUCACAGGACAGAAUCUGUAGCUGCCCACCCAAUAAAUACUGCAUUUCAAAAAUAUACGAGUACUGCCAAAUAUGCAAAGUGCAUAAAAAAUGUGGAAAAGGUUACCAAGUUUCCAGAAGAGGAACAGAUAGCACAGACACAGAAUGUAAACCUUGUCCUCCUGGCACUUUUUCACAUGAGGAAUCUUACGAUACCAGCUGUAUACCACAUACAGUUUGUAAAUCAGUGGCUGUUCCUGGGAACAGCAUGAAUGACACUGUUUGCAGUGACUCAGCAACAGCAGCUGCCACAGUUCUUGGUCCUACUGUUUUGAACCUGCUCCUGACCCACUCAGCUUCCAACAAACCUGAAAUAAUAACUCGACUCAUUUUAAACUCUGUAUCUGACAUGUCUCACAUCAUUGGAGCUGUAGUAGGACCAUUGUUAUUGGUCCUGAUAAUCACUAUUUUGGGGUAUUGCUUAGUCUCCAAAAAAAAAGCCCUUGUAUAUUCUCCAACGACUUCUGAAGCAGAUUUGCCUUUUUCCCCUACAGAAAAGCAGUGUGACAAGAAAGUAUAUAUAGUAUGUACAGGAUCGCAAAACUCCAGCAGUUCUGAACAGGAGGAACAGUAUCUCUUGGAAAUGUCUGGGUCCCACAGUAGCUCCCUGAAUAAUCCAACUGAGUCUGCGAGAAUCAGUGUGGUAAGUAACAAGAACAAUGAAAAGAAAGAAACAAAAGGAUUUCAGCAGCAACAUUCAGCUGCGGAAGGUUGUAACGUUCACACUGGAGACAGACACAAUGCUGCAAGUUCAGAACAUUCUGGUAACAGAGGAACGCAGGUGAAUGUGACUUGUAUUGUUAAAGUACGUAGUCGAUGCAGUUCCCAGUUCCCAGAACAGCCUAGGUCAACUAGUACGGACUAUGGAACCUCCCCAACAGGGGAAGAAAUUCCCCUUCUGAAAGAAGAAAACCCCUGGAAAAAAGAAACUGAAAUUCAGAUCUCAGUGGAAAAUGAGGACAAUUUACUUCAAGGCUUACUUCCGAAGAAGUUUCCUCUGAGUAUUCAAGAUGCAGGGAUGAAAACCAGUCAAAGGAAAUCACAGCUCGUAUACUGAUUGACUGAUAACAUUAAUCAAACAGCCCCUUAUCUUCUAAGAUAAACAUUACAUUAAAUGUACUGUUCCUACAGAGACUUGAAAUUUCAGCCGAAUAGACACUGAUGCUUCUGAGGUUUUUAAUCUUUUUGUCAGCUUCAUGAGUCGAAGGAUGAUGUUUGCAGUUUAAAAAAAUGGGAAUGUUUUUUCUUUUAAACUGAAUGGCCAACUCCUCCCUUUCGUCUGCGAUACCUUAGAGGAACCUUUACCAGAUUUGAAAAAGGAACAUUCUUCUAACUUUAUGCCAUUCAUUUUUUUGCUGAGACUUCUUGUGACGAUGAUUUGGGUUCAUGUACACCCAUGACAUGUACACUGUCAAGAACAUGGCUGUGACCAACACUUCUAAGAGACUGGAGUUAAAUUAUCACUCAUUCGAUGCUAAUGAAUUAUCCAUUUGAUUUUAAUUUUAAAACUAUUGCAUUCAAUUUCCCUUCCCAUAUCUUCAUGGACAUACUUUCUCUCAUCCUCCUGGAUAUUUCUUUUAUUCUUACAGUUUGCUUUCGCUCAUUAUUGGACUAAAUUUCUCAAAUCAACCUUAAGUAUAUCAAGGAGUGAAAUUUUUACAGGAGCUUUUUUCACUAGAUUACAACUAUUAUGUCUAAACAAUAGCAUUUCAUUAGCUGUACAUAGUUCACUUUACUUUAGAAAAGAAAAUCUAGAUUAACUAGUUGUUAUCUUGGAGUAGGAAGUAAGUUUCUUGUAGUGACAGCUCUGAAGUUUGUCAUCUUUGUGUCCUGGCUGAUUUAAUAUGGUUCCCUGAUUGAGUCUGACCUCAUUUCUGAGGUUAACCAUAAACCCAAAAUAUUUUUCCUUACAUUCCAGUCAAUAUUAAAGAUCCCUGUGAAUAUGUAUGUCAGAUAGCUCAUGCCCACUGACCUCGGGAGAAGGUCUCUCUCCCAAUGAUUGCAUCGCAUGAUCUGUAAAAAGUGGAAUUGACUCAAACCUCAGAACCAUAAAAUCGUGUUCUCCACUUCUUGCUUGACGCUGAAGAUCCAACCACCUCUUACAGAAAUUAGUAGAGGUUCUCCUUGAAUCAAGUAGGAGUCUUUUGGUUUUGGAAGUCGAUUUUUAGGAUCCCAUAAUUAUGUUUUACACAUGUGACUUAACCAGCAAUUGUGGCAUCUGUAUUCAACCAGAAUUUGCGGUGUGGUGUCUGAAUUACUCGCGAGUGAGAUCAUACAGUAGGCACAGCUUUUUUUCUUUUAUGCCAUAAAGACAUACUGUUGGACUAGAUGAUCAUUGUACUUCUCCAGCUGAACUAUUCUACCUCAAGUGAAACUAAAUGCAGUAGUUAUUUCUAAGGCCUUAGACUGAAAAAGGGUAUUUUGUGCACAAUAAAUGUAUUUUGUGCACAAUAGCAUUUAUGCUACAGCUGCAGAAGAGAUGCCGAUUUAAAAUACAAAUUCUAAACUUCCACAAAAGCUGUGGAGUUUGCUGACGUUAUUUCUGGAACUGAGAACUGCCAAACAGGUCUUUACCUCUACUAUGAAGAAAAACCUUUUACAACUGUGUGUUAAACUUGUACUUGAAAGUAAUUUUCAGAAAAGACUUUGGAAAUGGGCACAAUGAAACUAUUACAAAACUGAAGGAUUUAGGCAGGAAAAGAACCUAAUUUUAUACAGCGCUUUGACCCUCUUGCGCUGCACUAUUUUCAGGUUUUGUCCGUCAGCUCCCAGCAUUCGGAGCACAUUGAAGGAAGCAGUGGAAAUUUUUUGAAGUUUUUAAAACGUUAAGAAGGCGGAUCCUGUGAUGGCAGUUAAUUUACUGGGUUUUCA